This is a messenger RNA of Salmo salar (Atlantic salmon), 1314 nucleotides long. RefSeq names its product glutathione-specific gamma-glutamylcyclotransferase 1. Lineage: Eukaryota; Metazoa; Chordata; Actinopteri; Salmoniformes; Salmonidae. Gene Ontology annotation, cellular component: cytoplasm. The record is from RefSeq and is a predicted model, not a curated record. Gene Ontology annotation, molecular function: glutathione specific gamma-glutamylcyclotransferase activity. Gene Ontology annotation, biological process: glutathione catabolic process.
ACUUGGUCUGACGUCCGGACACAACAAAUACACGUGUCAGUAAACCAAAAUAAUGUAGCAGUAGGCUAGUACUUUACAUUGUCUGACACACCAAAACGUAUUGUGGGCCUACUAAUAGAAGUUGCACAGUGAGAGAUGCUAGGUCUAUGCAUCACUUCUUUCACAUGUUAUCGACACCUUUGGGUAGGCUAUAAUAGGUUUAUCACGCAUCAGCAAGACUAGUCAAGACUCCUAAGAAAAAACGUCAAAGGCGAUGAUAGGCUUUUAUAGAGAAUAGGUUUGAAAAGUCUCAUGCUUCGGAAUGCAUCUACAAAAAAAUGUGAGCUGCAUCGGUAACAUCUUAGAGCAGUUAUUUAUUGACAGAAGAAUAUAGGCAACACUUUACAUCUACUCUUACAUCUUACCUCAACCCUAACUAACCAUAAUGAAGCUCCUGGUCAUUACCACAUCAGAAAAACCCAGCCUGUGGAUAUUCGGAUAUGGCUCCUUAGUCUGGAAACCAGACUUCAAAUACAAGAGGAGCAAAGUCGGUUAUAUCGAAGGAUAUAGUCGACGCUUCUGGCAUGGGGACAAUUUUCAUCGAGGAGACAAAGACACGCCAGGUAGAGUGGUAACUUUGGUGGAAGAUCAUGAUGCUUGCACCUGGGGGGUAGCCUACGAGGUCACUGACUCCCAGAUGGAGGAGUCUCUGCAGUACCUGAAUGUGAGAGAGGCUGUGCUGGGGGGCUACGUCACCAAGAUGUUGGAGUUCACUCCCAGAGAGAAGUGCCAAGGGUCUCUGCUCGCCCUGGUCUACAUUGCCACCUCUGACAACCCCAUAUACCUCGGGCCUGCCACUCCCACAGAGAUAGCUGCUCAGAUUGCCAUCUGCAGAGGCAACACGGGCCACAACAUAGAGUACCUCCUUCGCCUGGCUGAGUUCAUGAGGCUGUACUGUCCCGAGGUAGAGGAUGACCAUCUCUUCUCCAUAGAGGCAGCCGCCCUGGCUCUGGUCAUCUGAACUACCAGGGCCAGGGAUACUCACAUCUGACCACCAAUACGACACUCGAUCCUUACGACACUCGCUACGUUACUUGCUAAUGUGAACAACGUGAAGACAAUGACAAUGUGAAGACAGUGAGAGUCACUCCACCUCACAAAAAGGGUCAACAUGUCAUGAUCACUGUUUUUGUUGUCCAUUGUCAAUGAACGCUCAUGACAUUGACAUUUUUUUAAACUGAAAGGGCAAUGAGAUUCGAAUCAAGGUUUCAGUAUGCUUCUCUACAAGGUGUGUAAACAUUCAAACUGUCUAAUAAAUCUAUUUCAUAUAUGGUA